Anthostomella pinea is the source of this 921-nucleotide messenger RNA. Lineage: Eukaryota; Fungi; Ascomycota; Sordariomycetes; Xylariales; Xylariaceae. The record is from the annotation of a GenBank genome assembly.
AUGAUCAGUCAUAUGGAUCACGACAGCGACGGCGGCGGCGACGACGAACAGCAACCGUUCGUCGGGAGGGAUACCAGCGGCCCUGCGCGCUCGACAAGUAGGAUCAGAUUGGCGUCUACCCUAAUGCUGUUCAACUGCCUGUCCAUUGCUCUGUUUUCCAUACUCUCUAUCAGAUUACACAUAUAUCACGAUGAUAGUCUGAAUCCCGAACUCAGACGGUCCCACUUCUACAGCGAAGGCCCUGCAUACGACUGGCUGGACCUGAAAUUCCACACCGUCAACAUCAACGGCUCGCUUUUCCCCGAAGAUGAGAGACCAGGGCCACGCUCUAUAGCACGACAGAUGCCCAACAAGGAGGCCGACAAGGUCUGGCACGAAUGGGGGAAGCCCCGCUUUUUCCCUCUCACGAGUAACGACCUGAGGAUAACGGGGAAAGACAUCGAGACUGCUGUGCACCUUGAAGACAAGUAUUGGGGUUUGGGAGACGACAAGUACGCCGGUGUGAUGGAUGUUAACCACCAGUUACACUGCAUCGACACGUUGCGCAAGUUUGCCUACGGAACAUACUACAACAUGUCACAGCUGGAUCCGGUGAGAGAAGGGAAGAAGGAAAUCCACGCCAAUCAUUGCAUCGACAGCCUCGUGCAGACUGUUCAGUGUAGUGGGAAUAUGAACUUCAUCACGAUGCACUGGUACAAGUCGCGACCCAUCCCCAAGCCCAUGCCCGACAUGAGCAUCAACAAGCAAUGCAUCGACUUCAAUCACUACACGGAGUGGCGCCUUGAGAACUCCCUGUCGAAUGAAAAGUACAGGCAAGUCUUCGGCAACGCGGAGUCUCUGCCUCAGGGGCUCAAGACGAGGUCGCCGAUGGCGAAGGAGUAUCUGAAGAUUCAUGGCGAGGUCGCGGAGACAGGGCAGUAG